GGACCAGGACCAGAACCAAGACCAGAAGCAGGACCAGAGCGCGCCCCGUUCAGCUUCUCUUUGGAACUGAUGGCCACCAGUGCCAGCGCCGCCCAACCAUCCAGCAGCAUGGAAGAGUCCCAGCAACCAGAACAGCCAAUCAGCACGCAGCAGGACAGAGACGCCGCUGUGACUUCUCAACCAGUCAGCGCAGAGCAACAAGCCCCACCCCCGACAACAGACGCUCCUGGCGCCAAACAAACAGAGGACGGACAAAACAUGGACCACCUGACAGUGAUCACCGACACCAUGGAGACCAGUAACGGCAUCGGUCCCGUGAGGGUCGACUCGUCGCCCACAGUGUCCUCUGUGUCGCCCAACCUGCACGCCAAGCCGGGCGGUCACGCUAACGGUCGGCCUGGUUUGGGCAGCCGGUCCGGCUCGUUGGCGGCAGGCUCACCCAGGCCCUCGCUCACCCGCCAGCCCAGUGCCAUCACAGAGGCCACUGUGGACGGGUCCAAGCCCAGGGACUACCUGAUCCUGGCCAUCCUGUCCUGCUUCUGCCCGCUGUGGCCGAUCAACAUCGUAGCGCUGACCUUCUCUGUGAUGUCCCGAAACAGUCUGCAGCAAGGCAACGUCGAUGGAGCUCGCCGCUUGGGCCGCAACGCCAUGGUUCUGUCCGUCGUCUCCAUCCUGGGAGGGAUCGCUAUCAUCGCCGCCGCCAUCGCCCUUAACUGGGGAUUGAUUUUAAAAUCCUGAUCAGAACCGGCCCGGAAUGGCAAGACUGACUUACGACAACAUGUGACCGACACGACACCGCUUCCCCUCCGAUUUCCUGAAGCACUAUCGUUCUCAAGCACCUGCACCGGAUGAAACACAAACCUGUUCCUGUACUUUGCUGUUGUUUCUUGCUGCACGACGAGCAUGGUCCGCCUGACGCUCUACCUCCACCCAACCAACCAACCAUCCAACCGACCCACCCACUCCUGACAUGACGCCACCUGAUGGAAUAAGAGAAUUUGAGAAAUCACAAGAGCAGCUUAUCUCCUCCUCAGACCGCUUCCCCUCAUCCAUCAAAGUGUGUCUGUUGUCAUGGAAAUGGACAUCUGUCUCUAUGGAAACAGGAUUAUUCUGAUCUUUACUUGGUGUGAACUUGGGGAUGUGGUUUCACUUUUUGAUGCCAAAAAAAAGAGAAACUUGGUUUUAGCUGAACUGAAACUGAAAGUUGUUGCUGCUGCUGCGAUGUUUGACGUGAACUGAAGACGAACACACUCGGCUGUUUCUGAGGAAGUGGAGGAUUGUUUCAUCGUCCAUCCGAUCUUUUUAUGGCACACACAUAUAAACGUAAAGGUGGACACACCCAUGCUGCUGCUCCGUGGUCAGAGAUCUCACGUCCAGCUGCUGUUCCACAUCUGGGACUUGUAUCGAGGUCUUUGUUCAUUAAACUCACUGAAAGUGUUUUAUUAUCCAUAACAUACAGAAAUAGAUCCACGGCAGACCUUCAUAUUAACUACAUACCACACUUUAAAUAUAAGCAACAAAUCUCAACAAUUUGGUCCAUCUCUCAAUACUUCCUGACUUCCUGUCUCAGCUCCAAGCCAGGUCCCUUUGAUUCCCACUGGUCCCCAUUGGUUCCCAUUGGUCCCCAUUGGUCCCCGUUGGUUUCCAUUGGUUCCCGUUGGCCCCUGUUGGUUUCUAUUGGUUUCCGUUGGCCCCCAUUGGUCCCCAUUGGUUCCUGUUGGUCCCCAUUGGUUCUCGUUGGUCCCUGUUGGCCCCCGUUGGUCCCCAUUGGUCCCCGUUGGUUUCCAUUGGUUCCCGUUGGCCCCUGUUGGUUCCCAUUGGUUCCCAUUGGUCCCCACUGGUUCCACUGGUUCCAUUGGUUCCAUUGGGGAUUGGAUUCCAUUGGAUUGAAUUAUUUUUGUGUAGCAACAUUUAGAGCUUGAUGUAGUAAAACAUGACCUUGAUAUGUAUUUUUUCCCUUAAUGGCCACUCUGUCCCUCUGCACAGCAUACAAACGUACCAUACCACGUACCAGACAUAGUCAAAUAAUUUGCCGUUGGUUUGAGUGUAAACAUGAGAUUUGAUUUGGUCUUUAAACAGAAGUUUACAUUCAUGAAACUACAGCGUUCUGUUUCUUCAUCAUCAGCGUCCACGUCCUCUUCGCUCUCUUGUCCUCUGCCAUUAUGUCCAUAGAGGCCUGUAAACAAACACUAACUCCCCCGGUGUUCUGAGCUGUGAGCUGAGCGGAGCAGCUGGAGGACCUCUGUGUUCGGAUCAGAACUAUUUACUUUGGUUCUCUGUGAGAUGAAAUGUGUCGGGCUCAGCUGUGGUUGUUGCAGGUCUGAGUGCAGCUCUUUGCCUGUAACUGAAUCCAGCCAAGUCCCUCAGCCUCAAACAUAAUGAAUUCAGCUCUCAGACCACAGCAGUGUUUCCACUUAACGGACAGUGAUGGGCAGCUUGAUGCUGUUCUCUGCGACCUGCUAUUCAUUUGGGUCGGUACUGUCCCUUCUUCAUGGCUUGUGUUCUCUUUAAUUUGUCCAGAUCUGUUUAAAGACAGAAACAAUGAGUUUGACUCAGGAUUGAAUGUUCGUUCAUUUUCAGAAAAAAUGACUUUUCAUUUGAUUUGAUUUGAUUUUUGUGCAUCAAACAAACCUGAAUAUGAUUCAGUAUUAAUCCAACGUAUGCUACUUACAACAAGCUGUGUCCCAAUUACAUACCACACAUGAAUUAUACUCUGCUUCAUUUAUCAGAUAACUUUAGUUACUUUCCAGAUAUAUGAGAUACAUAAAGUCAUUAAAAUGAACUCCACAUUUACCAGCAUCAAUAUUAAAGUGGUGAAUAAAUUAAGAAUCAAUAAUUAAAAUCCAAUAUUAUAAUGUAUAUUAUAUAUAUAUAUAUAUAUUUGUGUACUUUGACUUGAAGGAUCAGUGUGUUGGAUUUAGAGGAACCAGCUGAAACAUUCAGCCUCAAAGAGACUGACGGCACAAACACGUAUCAGUGUUUAGUUUGUCCGUUCUGGGCUACAGUAGAAACAUUUUCAGCUGAUUAUACACUUAUAGAAACAGAGUUAUGGAAAUGAUAUUCUGCAAACAGAGCCCUCUGAAUCCAACACACUGAACCCUCAGUAAAGUUCUGAACACAGUACUUUUACUAGCAGAGUAUUUCCAGUAGCGGCAGUUGGGACACGGCUUCGCUCGGCUAACAUGAAGGUGUGUUCUGAUCCGUGAACACGGUAACCGUUAUUACGAGUGGACUGGUUGGGCGUCGCGUUAACUUCUGGCUCUGAUGUGACAGUUUGAGGUGUAACACACCUGUGUGUGGCACAGCCCCCCCCCUCUGCUUUCACCUGUUUAAACUGUUUACUGAGACGCUCUGAGGAAGAAGCUGUUGUUCUGGAACUAGAUCCGCCGUCAUAGGCUCCUAUAACCUGUGCAUGUUUACACUACUUAUUACAGGAUGCUUUUACAUGAAGCUGCAGAGCUAACUGAUAGCACUUUGUAAAUACAUAACCUCUUUUAUUCGUCCUCGAGUCGUCAUGGAGACGAAACUGAAAUGAACACACCGCCAAAAAUGCACACGAACCGCGAGGAGUGAGUUAAUGCACCAAUCAGACGGCGUCUCUGCGUAGAGGUGAGGUCAGGUGAGGUCAGGCUCAAAGGUGGGGGAGGGGCGGGCAGAGCAGGAGGCGCCUGUGAGGUCGCCUCCGUCCUGCUACACCUCCACCCCACCCACUCCUGUACUGUAUGUAGCAUGCCUGUUUACUAAUCACGUUAUGCAAAAGAAAAAAAAGGUGGAUGUCGUCUGAACUUUGCUUGCGCUACCUCUCGAGUCGCCUCACAUCGUUUCAUCUGAUGAUUUGAUCCGACUGUUAAAUCUUCUUGUGCUUUGUUUGUAUUUGGUUCUGAACAGCGUGAUUAUGGUUUUAAUGUCUUUACAUCGUUAAUGGCAAACGUUCUGUACAUAGAAAAAUACAUAAACAGAAGACUGCCCUGAAGAAAUGAGUUACAGUUCUGAGGAAGAUUUUUGGUGAUUAACGUUCAGACAGUUAGAGACAGAUAUCAGAGCAACUUACUAACAUAUAAUUAUUAAUUAAUAAUGUGUUUCAAUAAUGUUAAAAUAUAACGAACUAAGUUUUUGGCUAAUGCAAAGUGGUAGAAACUAGCUAGCCUAACUUAAGCCCAAUGACUUCAUGUUAAUUACCACAGUGUUGUUUUUUUAGGGUACAAGAAAACUGAAAUAUUACGUGACAACAAAAACCUGAGAUAACUUUGAGGAUGUUAGCUGACUGUUAGCCCAGUGAUCCCAUCAUGAGCGCGCUCAUUGGCUCAAAGAGGUUUGCUUUAAUAUCUUUGGAUUUGUUUUGUUUCAUAUCUUUUUAUUUGGAUGUGCAGGAAAGUCAGGCGGUGUUAGUCACAGUAACA
Molecule: messenger RNA, 4400 nt
Organism: Larimichthys crocea (large yellow croaker)
Lineage: Eukaryota; Metazoa; Chordata; Actinopteri; Sciaenidae
Product: trafficking regulator of GLUT4 1
Exons: 5
Coding region: 70-738 (222 amino acids)
Cellular component (GO): membrane
Source: RefSeq, a predicted model, not a curated record